AGUUGUGGAAAGUGCACAGUAGUAUGGUGGUUAAUGAGCAAGCUUGCAUGAUCAUCAUAAGUAUAUUUUGUUCAAGCUAGGGCUCUAGUGCCAAUGCAAAGCAAUGCCAUUGACCUUGUAGCAUGUGGAAAGCAAACAUACAUGGGUGGCUUAAAUAUGGUGGUGUUACAUCCAUAGUAUCACGUCCUAAGACAGGGCACAGGUGCUGUGUGGGCCAGAUUGCAAAAAUAGUAUGCUAUGCUGAACAUGUCUGGCAUAGCAAUGACAUUGCAACAAUGAUCUCAGUGAUUUUACACCAUUAAUUUGAGCACUCAGAGUUUGGCACAUGUUUGCCAUGAAUUUCAGUAUAUAGAUAACCAGUGUUUCAAAUAAUUAUCAUGUUGCAAAGACCAUUCUGGGCAAACACAGUCUAAUCAUUUUUACAUGAAAAUAACUUGUAAAUACAGCAUAUCUGGGCAUAGCUUUAGCUUGAUAUAUACAAGCUCAGGGUUCAGGGCUCUUAUGUUAUAAGAAUCCAGCUUAGCCAAUUGGUUUUUGCUGGCUAGCAUGGUGGAUUUGGGGACCACAGGGCUUCCAAAGUUGUGUGCUCAAAAUGCCCACUGAAAUGGUCCCUUAGCAACCAAGAGGUGUGUAGGUCCCUAAGCAAGCAAGAGGUGUAUAGGUCCCUAAGCAACCAGCAGAUAUCCUAUGAAUCAAAAGACCCCAAUGACCUGAUUUGGCCCCCUCUGGAAAGGUUCUGAAUGUGUCACUAAUGAGCAGUUGAGAAUCCAUACAAAGUUAAUGCAUCAAAUCAUCCAUCACAUCUAAUAAUGUCAUAGUACCUGCAUCUACUGAUAAUGUAUUAGAUUGUGUGGGCUAAGGUCAUGAUCAUGUUCAUGCUAUUGUGUUCCAUACGUUUGAGUCUUCCAUCCCACAGCUCUCAACUCUCAACACAACUAAAUUCUGAAAAAAAUGAAACCUGAGAUUUUAGUUUUUGGUAGAAUCUUACAACUAGAUAUGAGAUGCAAGUGGCUGGACAGAGAUAAUUGAGCCCUGUGAAUCAGUUUAUAAAGACCACAUCAGUAUUUUGCAUAUUGUGAUCUUAUUAUACAGAGCAGUACUUUGUGAAUUUAACAGAAUGAAUGGUAUUUUCAGGUGACCUCCCAUUUAGAUGCAACAUAAUAUGAUAUUUUUUGUAAACUGUGGCUACAUGGCUUGUAUUUGCAGUUCUUGGAGUAUCAUUUGAAUAGGAUUUUGUCCUUAAACAUGGAGCUGUGGCCAGUUAAGCAAGCUGUGCAUGAGAUCAAGCAGUGUUCAUAUGUCCCUUGAGAUUGGAACCCCUCUGGUUCUUAUUACCUUUUCCUGUUUCAGAAAACAGCAGGCAGUCAUACUUGAUGCUAUUCAGAAGGCCAAACAUAUUUCCUGCAAGUUUUUGGAAUCACAUCACCCUUGCUUGAUAAUGGGCUGCAAUGAAAUGCUACAAUGAGACAGCCACUCCUGGCUCUAACUGCUGCAGUAGUGUUGGGAUGUGUGCUGUCCUCAUGGAGUUUGGAAUGGUGGCCCAGGCUUCUGUUUGGCAUAGCCUGUGUGCUGUCUGUACUGGUGGGUGCUGUUUUGGCUGUCUGGGUGCAUCUGAAGCUUGGGAAACUGCAGAAGGUGCCUGUGAAGAGGCCAGUUCCUGUUGAUUUGGUGAAAAACAUUUUGAAGUCUGCCAGCAAGAGAGAUAAUACAGAAAGUUACCAGCGUCCUCCAAUUAUCAGCAGGAGUGUGGAUGAAGUCAUUGCUGAAAUUGUCAACCAUGUUGUGGAGGACUUCUUCACCAGCUGGUACUCCCAGCUGGCCUCUGAGCCAGAGGCUCAGGCAGAACUUAUCAAGAACGAGCUAUGGGAAUCCCUGCGACGCCUCCGGGACCGCCUAUCAGCUAUCGACGAGGUCAACUUUAUUGCCACCAACGUUUUCAAUAAGAUAAAGCAGCAUUUUCAGAGAAUACGGAUCGCCCAUGAAAUGAGUGAUGGUAAGACGACGCUGCCGAUGUACACGCUCGUCUCUUACCUGGCCAACCCGGAGCGGGAGCUACAGUUUCUGCGCAGCGUGGCAGAGGUGGUGAUCAUGAUCUUGCUGCCGGCCGACUACUCCCGCUGCGUGCCUGUUCGCCAGCUGCUCAGGGAGAUCCUCGCCUGUCAGGUGAUGCAGCCCACUGUGGACCUGCUCUGUGACCCGGACUUCAUCAACCAGAAGGUGUACGAGUAUGUGCACCACCACCAGCUAUGGCGCGAGCUCCACCAGCGCACCUACACCUACGCCGCCAGCUAUGAGGACUUCAUCCGCAUCAUCCAGGAGAGCAACGACGUGGACGAGCUGAAGCACAUCAGGUUCAACAUCGUCACAGAGAUAAUGCAGGCGACAACCAUCAACAACUUGAAGCGGGCGCGCGGUAUGAAGCUGACCCGGGACCUGAGGCCCCAGAGCGCGUCCAAAGGCGACCUGCUCCAGGCCCGUAACUUGAAGCGGUACAUCAACCAGUUGACAUACGCCAAGACCCAGUGUGAAAAGCGCAUUAAGAGCGUAGGCGGGAUGGGGUACCUCACCGAGAUCGACUCUCCGGAGUCAUCCGACUCGCAGCUGAUCGGCAGGAAGGUGCUGUCGUUCGGCGUUAUCAUGGAGUCGGCGUAUGCUCGCCGCUACCUGCUGCGCUACCUCGAGUCCGAGGGCCAAGAGAAUCUGCUGCUCUUCUGGAACGCCGUGAACGAGCUGAGGACGUGCCGCAAACAGUUGAUGCACGCGCUCGGCGCAGAGAUCUACCAGACGUACCUGGCCGGCAAGUACGGCGUUAUCCGGCUGGACAAGGUAUCGCUGAAACGCAUCGAGAGUUUCCUGAUCGGUGACCGCGGCCCGGAGAUCUUCCUGGAGCUGCAGGACGAGGUGCAGUCCCAGCUGGAGCACACGCACUACCACCGCUUCCUUGUCAGUCCGCUCUACAACAAGAUGAUGCUCGACGCGGAGGAGGCCGGCAUCGACUUCAUCAACGCCACGGUCGCGCUGCCGGAUGACCACCAGGAGGGGCUGGGCGCUGAGGUGGGUGACACCAACCUCUCGGACCACUCCUCCUUCGCCCGAUUGAAGCUGGACCAGCUGACGGAGAAGUUGCGCACCAAGUCCCAGAUUGGGCUGUGCCAGCAGGCGCUGGAGGCUAUGCGAUCGGGCACGCGGCCCGACCUCAAGAUGGUCUCGACCCUGGAGCAGGAGGUGGAGAAUCUGGCUGGAGAGCGCCGCGAGCUGGAGGCGCACAUCGAGCGUACCGACGUCUGGACCCAGCACCUGGGCCACUGGACGGCUGACGUACACUCGGCAGAGGUACUGGAGGAGAAGGACGUGCCCGUGUUCGUGCUGGUCGUGUACCUGGUGGCGGCGGCCGCGGAGGCGGGCGAGACGAGCUCCGGCGCGCCGGAGCCCGCCUCGCCAGACGACCCGGCCGCCGCCAAGAGGCCGCUCGACUCGCUACUCGACAACCAGCACGGCUGGGUGGUGAUCCGCCGCCUCACCGACCUUCUGCACGUGCACUCCAAACUCAGUCAGAUCUCGCCGGCGCUGAAGGCGGCAGAGCUGCCGCCGCUGCCCAGCAAGUCGCUGUUCAGCAAGGGCUGCGACCGCGACUUCCUGGAGCGCGCCAAGAUCAAAGUACAGAGCUAUCUGACGAUGGUGCUGGCUGACCAGCGUCUGAACAAGAGCGAGGUCAUCUACACAUUCCUUAGCCCCAGCCCGGAGCACCUGCUCUUCCCCGGCACGUCGCAGAAAAAAUUCACCUUCUUCUCUAUGUUCAAAGGCUCGGGUCCCGGUUCGGAUGAGGCCGGCGUCGAGAGUGACGAGGACGACAUCCUGUUCCUGGACGGGGCGGACACGCGGCCUGAGGUGCGCGACGACUUCGCCGAGCCGCUAUAUGGACUCAUCGCCGAGGUGUUCGACCUGUCGGGCAAGUGGCUGCGCAAGACGCUCAUGUCGUUCGUGCAGAUCACGUACGGACGCACCAUCAGCCGCCAGAUCCGCGACAUGCUGUCGUGGGGCUUUUCGGAGCCGCAGCUGCUCUUCUACCUCACCACACUGCGUGAAGCGUGCUGGCCGGGCGGCAAGCUGGCGCCGCCACGACCGGCCCGCUCCGAGCAGCAGAUGGCCAGCACCAGGCAGGAGACGCGAGAGCUGCUGGUGAACAACGUACCCGAGCUGCUGACAAACCUGCUGGGGCUGCACAACUCGCGUCUGGGUGGCGUCAAGGCGUUCGAGACGCUGCAGGACGUGCGGCUUAACAAGCACCUCUUCUACACCAUCCUGGAGUCCUUCAUCACCGAGCUGUUCCCCGAGGUCGGCAGCAAGAUGCAGGCGAUCGUGUGAGCUGGGGGACCGGUCGGAAACCGGUCACUGGUCGGAAGCGGCCCGGUCGCCUCGGGCCGCGGCCGGUGCGUGCCGCACCCAGGUCCGGACCUCGGAUGUCCGUGACUUCUCGUAGUCCCAAGGUCCCGGGUGGGCUUUAGUGGGUGCGUGACCCCUUAACGUCGACACCCCGGAUGUCGAUGUCGGGUCGUAGCCGAGUUUGCUGCCGCGCAGCGUGAUUGUGAGUGUGGUCUGUGGGGAUGGAAAAUGUGUGAUACGUUUGUCAUGUGGUCGGUACCUAUUGGCAUGCUUACCGGUGUAGCGACGAGCAUGUUGGGUUCCUCAGGUGUUUGGCUGGUAUGCGGGUAUGGUGUUUUGCUUUUGGCCCAGCGGGCGGUAAAAAGAUGUGUUGUCGAGAGUCGUCUUUUGCCGGGACCGUCUGGCCUGUACCGGGCUGUUAUUGUGUUUAACCGUCGGUUAUCAUGACAUCGGGUGUACCCACGCCGCCCAUGUUGCUCUGUGGGACAACGCCAACGCCAGGUCUUGUCUUUUAGUCGUCCAGAUAACUAACCAGACCGAUGUACUUAGGAUCUCAGGCCUCAGAUUCAAUGCCGACUCGCGGGACGCAGUCGCGCGACACAGCCGUAGUUGGUGUAAUGUACAUGUGCGGACCGGGCGCUGACUCCCCAGCACCGGUAAGGACUUGGGCUGUGAAUUGCACACUCCCCGCCGGCGCAGUUCGGCUGCCGCUGUGUGAAGAAUGAGCGCCGUUUAGCGGAGCGGCCCAUCGGGCCGUUUGGCUGGCGUGGUCGCGUCGGGCUGUGUGCGAAGAUGCUGUAACCAGCACCUGGAAGUCCGCCCGCACUGAAUACUCCUUCCGCAGCCGCGUCGUUUUGUUUGCUUCCGAUUCGCUUCCUGGUAGUGUGCUCCACACGCGUUAGCGUCGCGCCGUACAUGCGCGUGGCGACAUGUUGUAUCGUGCUGCCCGUGGUGCGGGGAGCGCCCGUGUACAGGGAUCAUCGUUAGCCGGGGAGCCGAGCCUCUGCUGGACUAGGCAGCCGCACAGGUACCACAUUCGGUCUGGAUCAACGUAUGUCGUUUCCAGAUGUCAGUGUUUGCUCCCGGCUGGUUUGGUUCGGGCAGCAUUCAGCUGAAUGCCGUACUAUCCCAACUUUGUUGGGAUGUGCUGGCCAUUGGUGAUGCUUUGAUCUAUUCCACUGGUUGAAGAGGCUCAUUUCGGGCCGACGCAACAGCGUUUACCCUCAGUUAUAUCGUCCAUAUAAUAUUUGUCUAUUUACAGUGCAUGUCAAACUCAAGUGAUAUUACCCUGCACGUUCAAACGAACUGUCUUUUAUGGAGCUUUAUGCCACCCAUUCGUGGCAACAGUUCGGUGUUUGUAGGUGUGUGCCGUGUUAAACGUUACAUCAUGGGAUGUCAAACCUAAUAAAAUCGCGCAAACCUG
Messenger RNA from Pollicipes pollicipes, 5806 nucleotides. It is a transcript of the gene snz, whose product is annotated as sorting nexin snazarus. NCBI's taxonomy places the organism in Eukaryota, Metazoa, Arthropoda, Thecostraca, Pollicipedomorpha, Pollicipedidae. Gene Ontology annotation, molecular function: phosphatidylinositol binding. Bases 1462 to 4365 code for a protein of 967 amino acids. The record is from RefSeq and is a predicted model, not a curated record. Gene Ontology annotation, cellular component: intracellular membrane-bounded organelle. The transcript has 17 exons.